This is a messenger RNA of Menidia menidia (Atlantic silverside), 1065 nucleotides long. The record is from the annotation of a GenBank genome assembly. Lineage: Eukaryota; Metazoa; Chordata; Actinopteri; Atheriniformes; Atherinopsidae.
AUGGAAGGGCGGAGAUCUGAUUUAGUCUGGAUAUUUGACAACUCCACAGAGCAACUGAACACUACACACGAGUACAACACCACAGAUUUGAGUGAAAACUCUGACAAAUACCAGUCUUACAUUAUCGGUCUCUUUUUGUCCUGCCUUUACACCAUCCUCCUUUUCCCCAUUGGAUUUAUCGGUAACAUCUUAAUUCUGGUGGUGAACCUGAACCACCGGGAAAAGAUGACCAUCCCCGAUCUCUACUUCGUCAAUCUGGCGGUGGCGGACCUCAUACUGGUGGCAGACUCCCUCAUUGAGGUUUUCAAUCUAAACGAAAAGUAUUACGACUACGCCGUUCUCUGCACCUUCAUGUCUCUCUUCCUGCAGGUCAACAUGUACAGCAGCAUCUUCUUUCUCACGUGGAUGAGCUUCGACCGAUACGUUGCAUUGGCGAGCUCCAUGAGCAGCAGCCCGCUGAGGACUAUGCAGCACGCCAAGCUCAGCUGUGGCCUCAUCUGGAUGGCCUCCAUCCUGGCCACCCUUCUCCCCUUCACUAUUGUACAGACUCAGCACCGGGGCGAGGUGCACUUCUGCUUUGCCAACGUCUUCGAGAUCCAGUGGCUCGAGGUGACCAUCGGCUUCCUGGUGCCCUUCUCCAUCAUCGGCUUAUGCUACUCUCUGAUCGGGCGGAUCCUCAUGAGGUCCCAGAAGCACCGCGGACUGUGGCCCCGGCGACAGAAGGCCCUGCGCAUGAUCGUGGUGGUAGUCCUCGUGUUCUUCAUCUGCUGGCUGCCGGAGAACGUCUUCAUCAGCAUCCAGCUGCUGCAGGGCACAGCCAACCCGUCGCAGAGGACUGCUACCACCCUGUGGCACGACUACCCCCUCACAGGCCACAUUGUUAACCUGGCUGCCUUCUCCAACAGCUGCCUCAACCCCAUCAUCUACAGCUUUCUGGGGGAAACCUUCAGAGACAAGCUGCGCCUCUUCAUUAAACAGAAAGCCAGCUGGUCUGUGGUGAAUCGUUUCUGCCACCACGGCCUUGAUCUCCACCUCCCUGUCGGGAGCAAAGUGUCAGAGGUGUGA